CACUACGACAUAAUUACAGUUUUGUGAACACGUUGAUACUACCUGUUCAAACAUUAAUACUUGCAAGACCUGUGAUACUUUUGGUGGAAUGGGUGGUCAGUGUACGGAAAUCGAUGUGAUGCCCGUAAGUGGUUAUGAAAUACAGUGUCCCCCACUUUGUUCGUGAAAGAUGGUUUUGAGAAUAUACAGAAUACUUACACUCCUUGAUAAUGACCUCUAUGUGGGAACUAUAGAACGCAACGAUCGCUGAAUAUGGAACCUACAGUUUUUUAUCGGAUCCUUCAGGAAUAGUUCACAAAAUUCAGAGUGAGAUUUAUGCUCGGGGUCCUGUUGCCACAGGAGUCAAUGCUGAACCCAUUGUCGAGUAUACUGGCGGUCGCGUCGAUGACACCAAGUUUUGGCACAUGCUGGUGAACCACAUCGUGAGCAUCGUAGGAUGGGAAACAGACGACGAAACGGGCGAUGUCUAUUGGAUAGUUCGAAAUUCUUGGGGUAGGUAACCUCCAUUGUUUUGGUUCUGGUCAAACAGCGCAACAAACUCCACUAGACCCAAAACCCGCAUUUGUCUUACCCAUUCUAUUGCCCUUGAUUUGUUCUCAAUCUUUGUCGUGUCACCAGGUCAAUACUGGGGAGGUGAGCAUGCUGAUCUGUAAUUAUUAGUCUUCUUUCGUGAAACUCAAGCGAGAGCUCUCUCUAACAACUUCCUUUUUGUGUCUCCAUCAUAGAAAUGGGAUAUUUCCGCAUCCUAGCUGGUCACAAUUCCCUUGGUAUCGAAAUGGACGUAGCAUGGGCCACACCUGGACAAUUCACUGUUCACAACUUUCCCUGUUACGAAGAUGGUGCUAACUGCAAUGGAGGAGUAGCUACUCAGUAUUAUGAAGAUCCGUCCAAGAAUGUGGAAAAAGUCAAUGAGCGUCUGAUGCGGGAAAAGAAGAGGCGUCUCACAUCCGUACGCAAGAACGUUCGCGGUUGAGAAACAUUCGAUAGUGAUAUUGCUUUAUUCUUUUUAUUUUGUGUAUUGACUGAACUACUAAAAUAAUUACUAGAGUACCUC
Messenger RNA from Pseudo-nitzschia multistriata, 1054 nucleotides. The record is from the annotation of a GenBank genome assembly. Lineage: Eukaryota; Bacillariophyta; Bacillariophyceae; Bacillariales; Bacillariaceae.